UACUGUCACAGACUUCAAGUUAACGUAAUACAGAACCAACGAAAUGCCUUUUAGCCACUCUUCAACGUCAUCCAAGUUUUCGCCAUGUACUGACCGUUAUGGAACGUUGUGUGACCAGAAGCAUUGACACCAGCACACUCACAUUACCUUGCAGAUCUCUAGAAUAUUUUAGGCGAUGAAUCUAUAUUCAAGUUUCGAUAGCUCAGGAGUUGUCCGACGUUAUUCCGAGUCCAUCUGCAUGUGACUGCACACCCCGCAUCCAUAGAUUAUUUAAGAAUGCGCAAUGCAUACAAGCAGUCCCAAACACUCUUUUAACAUCUCACCACUGUGAAAGCCUGACAUGACAGACAAGAAGUUGCCGAAGGAUUUUACCUGGGGUUUUGCUACAGCCAGUUACCAGAUUGAAGGUUCAUACAACGAAGGUGGUCGUGCACCCUCGAUCUGGGAUACCUUCACAAGAAUUCCAGGAAAGAUCGCGGAUGGGUCUUCUGGAGACGUUGCAACCGACUCCUAUAAGAGGUGGAAGGAAGAUGUUGCGCUUUUGAAGUCAUAUGGUGUCAAUUCAUAUCGUUUCUCAUUGUCGUGGUCUCGAAUUAUCCCUCUCGGCGGGAGGGGAGACAAGGUCAACCCGGAAGGAAUAGCAUUCUACAGGGGUAUAAUCGAGGAAUUGGUGAAGAAUGGUAUCACACCUUAUUUGACCUUGUAUCACUGGGAUUUACCUCAGGAACUCCAUGAUCGCUACGGAGGCUGGCUGAAUAAGGAUGAGAUUGUCAAAGACUUUGUCAACUAUGCGAAAAUCUGCUAUGAAGCUUUUGGUGAUAUUGUCAAACACUGGAUCACUUUCAAUGAACCAUGGUGUAUUUCCGUUCUCGGAUAUGGCAAAGGCGUAUUCGCCCCAGGACGAACGAGUGACAGGGCUCGGUCUUCCGUAGGAGAUACUGCCACUGAACCAUACAUUGUAGGGCACAGUGUGAUCAUAGCACAUGGGUAUGCGGUUAAACUUUAUCGCUCAGAAUAUCAGUCCGCGCAAAAAGGUACCAUCGGAAUCACACUAGACAGUAGCUGGUUUGAGCCCUACGACAAUAGCAAAGAAAACAUCGCAGUAGCGCAGCGCGCGUUUGAUGUGAGGCUGGGUUGGUUCGCUCAUCCGAUCUAUCUGGGUUAUUACCCUGAAGCCCUCAAGAAGAUGAUUGGUAAUCGUCUUCCGGAGUUUACUCCGGAGGAAAUAGCAGUGGUCAAGGGCUCCUCCGAUUUUUUCGGUUUGAAUACAUAUACCACACAUGUCGUCCAGGAAGGUGGUGAUGAUGAAUUUAACGGCGGUGUCAAACAAUCGCACAAGCGCGCUGAUGGAACAGAAUUAGGAACCCAAGGUAAGAUCCUAUAUUUCCAAAGGAACAUUUUACUUGGUUACAUCUACAAGAAAUACGGCAAGCCGAUAUAUGUCACAGAAAGCGGCUUUGCCGUCAAGGAUGAGAACAAAAAGACGGUCGAAGAAGCAAUAAAUGAUACUGACAGAGUCGAAUAUUACCACGACUACACGAAAGGCAUGCUCGAGGCGGUUACUGAAGAUGGUGUAGACGUCAGGGGUUAUUUCGCUUGGAGUCUUUUGGAUAACUUUGAAUGGGCGGAAGGUUACAAGAUACGCUUUGGUGUGACUUACGUGGACUACGAGACGCAGAAACGCUACCCCAAACAAUCAUCCAAGUUCUUGACUGAGGUAUGUCUUGACUCUUUGAGAAGAACCCAACCGAGGUUUAUACAUAUUUCAUUGCAGUGGUUUUCUUCGCAUAUCUAA
This is a messenger RNA of Serpula lacrymans var. lacrymans S7.9, 1795 nucleotides long. Its product is annotated as glycoside hydrolase, family 1. Bases 341 to 1795 code for a protein of 484 amino acids. The transcript has 17 exons. Gene Ontology annotation, biological process: carbohydrate metabolic process. The record is from RefSeq and is a predicted model, not a curated record. Gene Ontology annotation, molecular function: beta-glucosidase activity. NCBI's taxonomy places the organism in Eukaryota, Fungi, Basidiomycota, Agaricomycetes, Boletales, Serpulaceae.